CAACAGUUAUCCGCCUCGGCCCGUCCGCUUGUUUCCGCGGUUGAAAAGGUGUUGAAGAAUGUGGAAUGGCCGGAGAAAUUUCCGUUCAAAGAUGAGGACUUUACCAGAUUUGAUGAAUCAGCAGAUACAAUGUUCUAUUCAGAACCGCGUUUUGUUACACACAUCGAUGAUCCUGCAAUUGCUGCUCUCACCAAAUACUACUCAAAAGUUUUCCCUCCAAGUAAUACUCCAGGCGUGAGUUUGUUAGAUAUGUGUAGUAGCUGGAUCAGUCAUUAUCCACCAGGGUACCGGCAAGAUAGAGUUGUAGGCAUGGGUUUGAACGAGGAAGAGCUUAAGCGAAAUCCGGUUUUGACAGAGUAUAUUGUUCAAGAUCUAAAUGUGAACCCCAAACUCCCAUUUGAUGAUCAUUCUUUUGAUGUUAUAACCAACGUGGUUAGUGUUGAUUACUUGACCAAACCACUUGAUGUUUUCAAGGAGAUGCAAAGAAUACUGAAACCAGGGGGUCUAGCAAUAAUGAGUUUCUCAAAUCGGUGCUUUUGGACAAAAGCUAUCUCUAUCUGGACAUCAACUGGUGAUGCUGAUCAUGCAUGGAUUGUUGGGGCUUACUUUCAUUAUGCUGGAGGUUUUGAACCGCCUGAGGCUGUGGACAUAUCUCCCAAUCCUGGGCGCUCAGACCCAAUGUAUGUGGUUUACUCUAGAAAGAAAACAGCUUCAUAACUCAAAGAAAGAUGUAUAAAAGGAUUGCACAAGCUCACUUGUCCAUCAAUUGAGUCUUUAAGCUAAUAAGACGGGAAUUUUGGUCAUGGGUAACGCACUUUUGAGUAAUCUAGCGGCGCUCAUGAGGCUGAAGAAGCAUCUCAUGAGGCUGAAGAAGCAUCACAGGCUGCCGAUUAUUGUCAAUUAUGCUUUCCAAAUGUCACUUUGCUUUUUGAGUAUUAACUGUGUCCCUUGUUGUCAGCAUGUAAAAGGAAGCCCUAUGUAAAGUUAUGUAUUUUCGAUGAAGUCUUCAAGAAUUACAUUGUAAAAAACAGCUAUAAAGUGGAAAAAGAAAAAAAGAAAAAGGGGUAUUUAAUUUACCAA
Molecule: messenger RNA, 1080 nt
Organism: Asparagus officinalis (garden asparagus)
Lineage: Eukaryota; Viridiplantae; Streptophyta; Magnoliopsida; Asparagales; Asparagaceae
Exons: 9
Molecular function (GO): S-adenosylmethionine-dependent methyltransferase activity
Source: RefSeq, a predicted model, not a curated record